Messenger RNA from Brassica rapa (field mustard), 4559 nucleotides. Its product is annotated as serine/threonine-protein kinase ppk15. The record is from RefSeq and is a predicted model, not a curated record. Gene Ontology annotation, biological process: peptidyl-serine phosphorylation; peptidyl-threonine phosphorylation. Gene Ontology annotation, molecular function: protein serine/threonine kinase activity; ATP binding. NCBI's taxonomy places the organism in Eukaryota, Viridiplantae, Streptophyta, Magnoliopsida, Brassicales, Brassicaceae.
AAUAUCAAUCUCAGAGACUUUCAGAACUAAUAAUAAAUUUUGGUUAAUACUCUCUCAUUUGCAAUAACAAUAGCAAGCAAGCAUUGAUCAGAGGAUUAUCAGGUUCACAAUACUUUCCAACAUCAAUUAUUGUUGGGUGAGCCAGUAAUUACUGGUCAUAUACACAUCUACACUUGGUUAAUGCAUUUUUGUUGAACAUCUUUUAUGCAAAAAUUACUUCAGAAAAAUCUCAUUACCGGGCUGGAAAAUCUACGAUGGAGAAUUAAUUUUUCAAAUAGCAAAGCUCUAAAUUCUUUAGCGGAAAACAAAACAAAGUUCUCAAAAUGUAAUCACGUGGUAAAGCUGAUAUAUAGGUUGCACUAGUGGCUUUGCUGAGAAAACAAAAUAAUUGGAGUUGGUGGGGUUUCUUAUAUUGAUCAUAGGAAAAUAUUUAAUAAUCAUGAUCAUUUACUAUAGAGCUAGCUACUAGUAAAACCAUGAUUAGUCCACCCACCACAUGGACGUCUUACCAGAGCCUUGCUUUCUUUCUUUUGUUAUUAUCACUCUUCUUAAAUCUUAAUUUUCCAGAAGCUGCCUCUAGAUUUAUGUAUGUCUUCUGAGCAUAAUUUGAAUCCUUUUCAAAUUAUAUAAGGGCUGUUCUUUUUGUUGAUGCUGCCGCAGCAUUUAGCGUCUAAAAAAAUACACUUUAUCAUGGAUAAAUUCUUCAUCUCACUGAUUUUAAAAUAGACGCUAACAGCACCUCGACUGAAAAUUGACCGAUUUUCGUGACGCCAUAAAAACCAGCGACGGAAAAGGUGGAGGAGCGGCUGUGUUUACAAAACCGUAAAAGUAAUACCGUAAAAGUAGCUAUUUCCUGUAUAAUUUUUGAAACGCUGACGCUGCGUCAACAAAAAUAACAGAGCUAUAAUAGAAAUAAGCAGCGUCUAGCGAUGAAUGGAGAAACUGAUACUCUUGGACUUGGACUUCACAAAACCUAAAAUAAAUCUAUCGUUGGUAUCUUCAUGUUUAUGUUCCUAUAUACACGGGGAUGUGUGAAUUAUCUUCGACUUAAAGCAAAUAAAUUAUGAUUUACACAAUGAGUGUGGCUACUCGGUUUGGUGCAGGUACUUGUAAAGUAAUAAUUAAACUUAAGAUAGAGAUUAGUCCAAAAUCGGAUGGCUAUUGUUGAAUUUUGAAAACACGUAGAUUAGGGAUGGACGAGCUGUUCUUUGUGCUUUUCUUUUUGUCGAGGGCAAACUAUUUCCAUUUCGAAUACUUCUUUGGUUUAAAUUGGUUUGAUCUAACAUGCCUCUUAGAACCAUAAUAACAUUAAUUUUCAUCAUUCAAUACUAUAUAUUGUUAGUGAUUGCUAGUGUCCAAAGUACAUAUAUUAUUAUAAAUUUUGAAUGUAAAACGAGAAAUAAAAUGGCAAUUAGAACUACUGAUUAAGGAUUACGGUCUACUCCAAGUAUACAAAACCUUGUUUAGCCAAAAAAACCGUUUGCGUUUGAAGAUAUGUAGUUUCAAACCAAAUUUUAUAGUGAUUGUUGAGUUUAUAAACAGAGUAGUAACAAGUGUGAAUCUGUGAUACAAAAAUUCAUGAGUCCAUCGUUCCAAGCUUAUUACUUAGUGCCUCUAUAGCUUCAACUUUUAGUAAUAAGCUUGAAAGGAGUGGAAAAACUUUCGCAAAACUAAAAAAGCAAAAGAAAAAGUUAUAUUAUUGCAUUGUUGGAAAUAUCCAUAUAGAGAUUUAUUAUAAACUUUUUUUUACCAGGGUCAUGGAUAUAUAUUCUUAAUAUGUUUUAAAAGUUAGUGGUUAUCAGAACAUCGAAUAAGAUUUCACAUUAAAAAAAUGUUCUUUAACCAAGGGUUCAAGACCAAUAUGACAAAACUUUGAAUCAAGGAAACCACUUGCCAUUUUAUUAUAAAGUUAUGCCAUAGGAUUUCAUAUCCAACAUUGACGAUAUCUUAAGAAGAACUUAUCUCCGUGUAACACUUAUAAAAUUCUAAUUAUAUACUAGACAUUGAAAAGUCUAAAUUAAGAGAAAUGAGAUUAGGAAAUGUGAUGAUGGUGUAUGAUUGAUAGAUUUCUAAUAAAUAAAACCUUAGUGGAACUUAGAUUUUUUGAGUAAAAUAAUAACAAUCAUCUGAAAGAUUCUUUUUUUCUCAAUUAUUUUAUUAAACUUUUAAAUUCGAUUUGUCCCGUUACAAGACAAAAAAUAAAUGUUAUAACUCCGUCGGUUCAGACAUUAUAAAAUAAAGUCUAAAGACAGUGAUAUCAUUAACACGUGACAAAUAACGAUUGGUACACGUGUAUUUUAGUAUAAUAAAAGGAAACAUGGACGUUGAAACAAAAACAAUACCGUACCCUGAAGAAACCUUUUCUCCAAAAAAUAAUCCGGUAAGAAAAGACAUCGCACCAUGUCCGUUAUUGUUUAGCUUUGGUCCUACUACAGAGCCAACCAGAGAGAAGAAAUAGUAGUAGAAGAAGAUCAGAGAUUAACAUUAAUCAUCAGAGAGUAUGUCUUGAAAGCUUAUCAAGAACAAUGGGGUUAACUCUAUUCUCAACCACGUGAUCGUACAACUUUCUCUUCACGGUGGUUCAUGGAGAUGGAUGUUGAAUCCGUGCUUCGGUUUCUCCGACGUAACGGCUUAAAGGAGGCGGAGUCUGCUCUGAGAGACGACAUCAACGAGCAAAAUCAACUCGUUUCUUUUGACUUCGAGAAGUUUCUGUUUCCUAUUCCUCCGCCUAUCAGAAUCACGGCGAGUCCUCUUCCUACUCCUCCUGAUCCCUCCGGCGAUAAAGGAUCGGACUCUUCUUCAGACGACGAGUUUCUCAGCUUGGACUCUUACACUUCCGGGUUUGUGAAUCCGUAUGGAGAUGGUUCAUCAUCAUCAUCUGAAUCCAUGUCUCAGUUUGGUACGGCUCGUACGUAUCACGAGUGGAGUGAGUUUUACUUACAGACCAAGAACAAAGAAGGGACAGAAGAUGAUGAGUUCAUGUCUCCUGCAUUUACAGAAUCUGAUUUCUUUAUAUUCCCGGCACCUACACAGGAUAAGUUCAUCACAGAUAACCAAUUCGAGAAUAAUAAUCUUGGUGUCUACGAUAAAUCAUCAGAAGGAUCGCAAACUGAAGCAAGUCUUGAUUACUUAGAUAAGUCUUUUCUUAUCAACAAUCUUGAGGAUGACUCUAAAGAUUACACUGGUCCUGAAAGUGAGUGUUUUGAUGGGGAGUUGUUGGGGUUUAGUUGUGAAGAAGAUGCAAAGGAGAAUGAUGAUUCGAAGACCGGUAAUGAGGUGAAUGUAAUAGAUGAAGAGGUUAAUGUUUUUCAUGACCUUGAAGAAGAUGAGUAUGAAGUAUUUGAUCUUAGAAUCAUUCACUGGAAAAAUAGGACGGGAUUCGAAGCGAAUAAGGAUCUACCAAUUGUGCUGAACUCAGUGAUUGGAGGAAGAUACUACAUUACAGAAUACAUUGGUUCAGCUGCAUUUAGCAAGGUGGUUCAGGCGCAGGAUCUACACAACGGGGUCGAUGUUUGCCUCAAGAUUAUCAAGAACGACAAAGAUUUCUUUGAUCAGAGUUUAGACGAGAUUAAACUCCUUAAACAUGUCAAUAAGCAUGAUCCUGCUGAUGAACAUCACAUCUUGCGUCUCUAUGAUUACUUCUACCACCAAGAGCAUCUGUUCAUUGUGUGUGAACUUCUACGUGCAAACUUAUAUGAAUUUCAAAAAUUCAACCAAGAAUCCGGAGGAGAACCAUACUUUAACUUAAGCAGACUUCAGGUUAUAAUGAGACAAUGUUUGGAAGCCCUUGUGUUCCUUCACGGACUAGGAAUCAUACAUUGUGAUCUUAAACCAGAAAAUAUACUAAUAAAGAGUUACAAAAAAUGCGCGGUAAAAAUCAUUGAUCUUGGAAGCAGUUGUUUCCGCUCUGACAACUUGUGCUUGUAUGUACAAUCACGUUCCUAUAGAGCUCCUGAAGUGAUUCUUGGACUUCCAUAUGAUGAAAAAAUUGAUUUGUGGUCUCUUGGGUGUAUUUUAGCUGAGCUCUGCUCUGGUGAGGUUCUGUUUCCAAACGAAGCAGUAGCAAUGAUAUUGGCUCGGAUUGUUGCGGUUUUAGGUCCUAUAGAAACGGAGAUGCUAGAGAAAGGUCAAGAGACACAUAAGUACUUCACCAAAGAGUUUGAUCUCUACCACUUAAACGAGGAGAUGAAUGAGAUUGAAUACAUAAUCACAGAAGAGUCUUGCUUGGAAGAUCAGUUAAAUGUUAGAGAUGAAUUGUUCUUAGAUUUUGUAAGAAGUCUACUUGAAAUAAAUCCAUUGAGACGUCCAACAGCUCUAGAGGCACUUAACCAUCCUUGGCUCUCUUCUUCUUCUUACAAUUGAUUUUGAGUUUUUUUUUUGUUUGGCUUCUUGUUUUUGCCUGUUUUUUAUGAUUCUUUGUUUAUGUUCUGUUUCUUUUUCCUCCGGGAAUUUGUCUCUAAAAUCCAGUAAUUGUAAGGUUUAUGUGUAAAGAACUGUUUACAUUGAUUUCACACUGUAAAUACAAGAUUUUUGGCAAUAAGAUAAUUUCGUUAAUAGUA